Myxocyprinus asiaticus (Chinese sucker) is the source of this 3095-nucleotide messenger RNA. Its product is annotated as pentraxin-related protein PTX3-like. The transcript has 3 exons. The record is from RefSeq and is a predicted model, not a curated record. Gene Ontology annotation, molecular function: complement component C1q complex binding. Gene Ontology annotation, biological process: innate immune response. NCBI's taxonomy places the organism in Eukaryota, Metazoa, Chordata, Actinopteri, Cypriniformes, Catostomidae. The coding region runs from base 232 to 1545 and encodes 437 amino acids.
AUUGCUCACACUGUGACACCCCUGCUCUGUGUGUUAAGUUUAAAAGAGCCUGCUCAGCCUCAUGUACGCUCAGUGGGCUUCCAGUGCUGGACGGUAGCCAAAGGAUUGCUCAGGAACAACACAGGAAGAAGCCACAGGGGCAAACAGUGGCAGUGGAACAUCUGAUUUACCUAACAAUAAUCUUGUUGCAUUCUGAGAAAGGCAAAAAUACAUACCAAUAUUAACAUCAGAAUGUAUGCGCCUGGGGCUGUGUUGGCCCUCUGUCUGUCUUGCUUUUUGAACGGGAAUGUGUUUGGUUAUGCAUAUGGAGAGGAUUACUCUGAUCUCUACUACAAUGAAAUCAUUAAUGGUGACCUCCAGCAAACAGGAGCCACUCAAAGUCCCUGCCAGUCCCAAGAUAUCUUGCGCUGGGACAAACUUUUUAUCAUGCUGGAGGACACUCAGAUGAGGCAAAACAUGCUCUUGCAGCAGAGUGAAGACAUGGCUAAGGUGGAGAUGAAUGACAUACGGAAGGAACUCCAGAAGCUUAGUUCUAACAACAACAAAGCAUGUGCCCAAGUCUUAGAGAACACUUGCAAAGGUAUAAAGGAGCAGAUGAACCUCAAACUAAACAAAGUCAUGGAGCAGCUUCGAGAGGCUGCAGAUAAGUUUCAAGCCCAAAAAAAUGAAACGUUGCAGCAGCUUCUGCAGUUCAGCAUGAGCCAGGCCACACGUCUCACCAAACUUGAGAGCAACUUCCUGCAAGGAGUAGGUCUGACACAAGUGGCCAUGAAAUCUUUACCCACAUACCCAAAGGAACAAGAGGCAAGCAGUGCUGAUAGCGGGAAGCUGGAGAGAACGCUAAUUGCCACCGCUGCAGAUCUGCAAAGGGUGCAUGCCCAGCUAGCCCUUUUCCAAAGAGCAAUUGCACACCAUUAUAUCCCUUCAGGCUGUGAAAUGGCUUUAUUAUUUCCAAUGCGUUCCAAGCACAUCUUUGCAGAGGUGACACCCUCCAAAUCAUUCUCCCUACGAUCAUUUACAAUCUGCAUGUGGGCCAAGGUGACUCAGUCUCUGAACAGAACAGUGCUUUUCUCUUAUGGCACCAGGAAAAACACUCAGGAGCUCCAGCUUCUCUUGGCAAGGCGCUCUUUGCUCCUAACAGUGGGUGGUGAGACCCAUCUAGUGGAAGCUCACAACCUAGUAACAGAUGGGCAGUGGGCACACUUCUGCGGAGCCUGGAGCUCAGACCAGGGGCUGGCCACUUUGUGGGUGAAUGGAGAGAGAGUUGCCAAUGUUGCUGGGGUAGCCGAGGGGCACAUAUUGCCUGGUGAUGGAUUCAUUCUGCUUGGGCAGGAGCGCAGCCGGUUGGGUAUCUACAAAAAACUGGACUCAUCCGUAGCCUUCACAGGAAAGAUGACAGGAGUAAACAUGUGGGACCAUGUGCUGGAAGCAGGAAGGAUAAAAGAGUAUGCCAAAGAAGACGGAUCAUGUGAUAAUCGUGGGAAUGUGAUUGGAUGGGGUGUCUCAGAGAUCAUUCCACAUGGAGGUUCUCAGUACAUCAACUGAAGCUACACAAUUUUUGUACAUUAAGAGGAAGAGAUAUUAUAUUUUAAAGUAUCAAUGAGUUUGUAUUGACCUCAGUGUUUUAUACCACUGCUUUUAGUUCUUGUUCAUACCAAAUAAAGCUUAAACACUUUACACAAAGUUAAUCAAAACAGUUUAAUUCUGUGUGUUUUUUGUUUUUGUUUUUGUUUUAAUGCAUAAAUGAGAAAAUUGCAUUAGAAUGUAAAUGAAUUUGUCAAAUGAGUACCAAGCUAAUAAAUUCUUGUGGUGUGCCUUAAUGAGCCUAAUUAAUGGACUACAAAUAGCAGAUCUGUUUCUGUUGUUCCCAAUUUGACAUUUUAAUGACUUAAGGUGGGGCAAGUCUGGAUUUAUUUACAGCACCAUGCUGGACUGUUUACAUUGUUCACCAAUAAUUUGAAACAGAUUUGCCCUCUCUUGUAGUUUAUGUGCAAUUUACAAUGUUUGGCUGGCUUAAUGCUGCACUGGUGUUAUUCUAAUGUGACUACUGCCAGUUGGUUCAGUCUGACUUCAAAUAAUACAAAAUAAACCCAAGCAAGGCGUUUGCCUAAACCAUUGUGACAGCAUCUAUUAAAUUACACCCUGUACAUGAAAUGUUUAUUACAAUGAGCUGUGUUUUCCAGUGCUAUCAGAGUCAUAAGGUCAUAAUAGCCCUCAUGUGUUGACUGACCUAAUUUAUUUAUGUGUAUGACAAGCCUAAAGACACUACAAUGGACCACGGUCUGGACUAUAGGUAACACUUUACAAUAAGGUUUCAUUUGUUAACAUUAGUUAAUGCAUUAGGUAUCAUGAACUAAGAAUUAAUAAUAUCUUUAUUACAACAUUUAUUAAUAUUUGUUAAUCUUAAUUAAAAUACAAUUGUUAAUUGUUUGUUCAUGUUAGUUCAUAGUGCAUUAACUAUUGUUAACAUAUACAACUUUUGAUUUUAAAAAUGUAUUAGUAUAUAAUUAAUAAAUGCUGUAAAAUAAUUGUUCGUUGUUAGCUCACGUUAACUAAUGUUUUUAACUAAUGUUAACAAAUGGAACCUUAUUGAUAUAUUAUAUAUUUUAUUUAUAUAUUUUCAUCCUAACUCUGUUUGUAACCAUGGUGAUUUUAGUUAGGAUAUAUAUAUGAGAGAGAGAGAGAGAGAGAGAGAGAGAGAGAGAUAGAAUUUUGAGUAUGACAACAUGUAGAUGUUUAGUUCCAUUUUUUUUAAGGUUUACAGUUGUUAGUUGAUGAUAAUUGAAAUGUAAGCACAGCGUAGUUCUAGUGGGAAGACUAGCAGCUGUACAUCAUCGCACCAUUAGCUAGGUAACUCCUAGCCAAUCACAUGUAAGCCAAUGCAUAAAACAUUGCUGUUUCAGUGUGCUAACACGGCAACCUCCACCACCCCACCACCAGCAGUUGAGUCCCGUCCUGCACAGGGGUAGGCUCCUCGCCCCUGCCUCCUAUCUCCGGCAGGAUAUGACGGUUCCGAGUACAACUUCUUCGGACCACCAGACGGGGCUUACGCCAAAGAGAGACAUUACAUUCUGUUUUAUAUACAUCAAAUAAAU